AUGCAGGACCGAUACAUUUACAAAGCUGUUGAGCAGGCCUGCGGUCAGCUGCUGUCUAUGUUGGAACCUCCGCCACACGACAUGCAAGAGUACCUGGAUUCAACGGAGUCCACUGGUGCUGACGGCAUCACUGCCGUGUUGGUCCGCGAGAUCAAACGCGAGCGGGUUUUGCUGUUGCGAUGUGUACAAGCGUUCCAGCAGCGGCAGCAGGAAGCAGACCUGAGACCGGUUCCCACCACUCUGGCAGAACCUUUGGCUCGGCUCAGAAGCGGCCAGGUGCACGAUGCGACUUGCAGUGGUGGCAGGGCACAAGAGUUCUAA
Molecule: messenger RNA, 321 nt
Organism: Cladocopium goreaui
Lineage: Eukaryota; Dinophyceae; Suessiales; Symbiodiniaceae
Source: the annotation of a GenBank genome assembly